UAGACAUUACCCACACUGCACCGAGGCCAAGCUGAAUUUUUGGGGCCACAACUUUGCCGGCAUUGCCCGUCUGAUUUCCCUUUUUUGACGACUGUCCUGACCCCAAAAAGGAGCUCACUAUGGAUGCCAGAUCGGAGGAGGACUGUUGCGCAGACAAGUUCUUCCGCCGUUUGCAACAGCUGAGGUCAGAGGGUCAUCUUACGGACGUGACGCUGUGUGCCGAAGGCAAGGAGAUCCCCUGUCACCGAUUGGUCCUCUCAGCCUGCUCCGACUACUUCCGCGCCAUGUUCGGCGGAGCUCACAGCGAGAGUAAGAAGGAGAAAAUAGAGAUAGGAGGAGUGACCGCGGAUGCACUACAGCUGUUGGUGGACUUUGCUUACACGCCCAAGUUCAACGUCACCUUAGAUAACGUGUAUCACCAGUUUGAGGCAGCCAACAUGCUUCAAGUCAAGCCUAUUGAAGAAGCCUGUGAAAAGUUUCUCACCAACAACUUGAGUCCAGACAUGUGUUUGGGAACGUGGACUUUAGCAGACAAGCUGUCAUGCAUGAAAUUGUCUGCUCUAGCAAGACGCUUUGCUCUGAAGAAUUUUGAAGAUGUCUGCGCUACUGGGGAGUUUCUUCAGCUUCCUGUAGAUUUUCUUAAGACGUACAUCUCAGACCGGGCCCUUCAUGCUAAGAGAGAGGCACAAGUGUUGGAUGCAGUCAUGCUGUGGGCAAGGCAUGAUCUCAAGCAUCGACAGACGCAUCUCAAGGAACUGUUAGGGUUUGUAUGUUUCUCAAGAAUGGACCAGGACUACCUCAAGAACAUCUUGGAGACAGAUGAGGUCUUGAGAGGAGUUCCAGGUAUCAGGGGACUAAUCAAGGAUCAAUCUAGACACGGAAAGCCUCGACACAUUCAAGAAGUAGAUAUUCUGCUUCUCGGAGGUAUCACGGCGGGGGGAUACGACCCACCAAUAGUAAACCGUGAUAUGUACAGACUUGACCUCCAUGGUGAUACUAUAGAUAUGACUCCGUUGCCACUGGCUCUUCAGUUUACUGAAGGAAUUGCAGCAUGCACUCUUGGCAAUGAUGUAAUAGUGACUGGGGGUAACAAGUCUACGUCUCAAGCAUGGCGGUACAACACAUCUCUGAAUUCUUGGACUCGGCUAGGGUCUCUAAAGAAGGGAAGACAAAAUCAUGGAAUGGUGGUUCUUAACGGGAAAGUGUACGUUGUCGGCGGGGAGGGCCGUGGCUGGCUACCCGAUGUUGAGGCAUACAACGAGAAGACCAACAAGUGGACAAAGGUAGCGCCACUCAUGUUCGCUGUCAGCCAUUUUGGCAUAGCUACCUGUGGUAAUAAACUCUACGUAUUCGGUGGCUGGUGGCCGGGCCUCUAUGGAAAAUGUGACGAAACACAGUGCUAUGAUCCCACCCAAAAGACUUGGGAUUCUGCGGCGGCAUUGCCAUACGCAGUGUCAUAUGUAAAUGCAUGCACUGUCAACUCCAAGAUCUACUUGGUAGGCGGGGAUUUAGAGUGCGUCCUUUGCUACAAUCCACAAGAAGAUUAUUACGAGGAAAUGGCGAGAAGGUUAGGCGGAAGGUUAGGCAGAUGGUGUGAGUGUAGUGCAAAUGUGUGCGGUUCGGAGAUCUACAUUACUGGUGGUUGGAAUCGUCACAUCUGUAAUCGUGAGGUUAACCCCUUCUCAACAGUUCAGUGUUAUGAUGUGAUCAGUGACACCAUGAUCAUGGGUAAAGGUUUGCCUAUGCCACUGUAUGGACACCACUCUGUAACAGUACUCAAGCAUUGAGCUGGUUCUUUAGUUAGCUGACUCUUCUGUUGGAAGAUAUCAUACUGUGAAUUGGACUUCUGAUGGUAGAAAUGGAUUUGAAUUCAACUUGGAGUUCUGGCUAUAACAUUUGGUCACAGUCAUUCCAUCGCCAGUGGAGCAAGUUUUUUAUAAUAUGUAGCAUAUAACUUGAAAGUUUAUCACACAAAAAUUGAACCAAAUUUUCAGCAUCAGUCUUUGUCAGUCUUUGUCGCUGCAUAACGCUGCAUGGCAGCAGUGCAUUUGUUGAUUCCUUGACAAAGACUGGUGCCGUUUAGUCGAAAAUUUGGGUGAGUGCCAUUUUUGUGUUGGAUAUUACCGGUACAGUUAAAUUAGUUCAAGAAUGUAGUAUAUUAUAGUUUUUACUAUAUCUAGUUGUUGAUGUUAAGCUACAUGGUAUUUCUAAUGACUGACUACUAACUGUUGCUGUUAACUUUCCUUUAUGAAGUAGACUUACUGUUAACAUUGAUGGUGAUGAUACCCAAUGUAUUGUGUUGUACUGUUGCAAGUGGUGAAGGAGCUGAAAAACAAACCUACAGGUACAAGAUGUAAGGAACAGAAAUAAAAUGCUUUCUACAGACUAUCUUAAACAUUCUUACAAUCAAAGUAGAAAAAAGAUUCCAUUGAAGGCCACUAUUUGGUGCCAACUCUUUCUGAGCAAAUGUUUGAAUACUGAAUGUUUUGAAAUGAUGUGUAUAGUUUCAGAGAAUCAUUAAACUCCAUUCGUU
Molecule: messenger RNA, 2533 nt
Organism: Branchiostoma floridae (Florida lancelet)
Lineage: Eukaryota; Metazoa; Chordata; Leptocardii; Amphioxiformes; Branchiostomatidae
Product: kelch-like protein 24
Exons: 2
Coding region: 120-1787 (555 amino acids)
Molecular function (GO): protein binding
Source: RefSeq, a predicted model, not a curated record